Messenger RNA from Phaedon cochleariae (mustard beetle), 407 nucleotides. The record is from the annotation of a GenBank genome assembly. NCBI's taxonomy places the organism in Eukaryota, Metazoa, Arthropoda, Insecta, Coleoptera, Chrysomelidae.
UUUUAUCCGUUUUUCCGUUUGUCAAUAUGCCUAUGGGAUUUAGUACUGAAAAGUAUGAAGAUAUUUAUUUCGCUCACGGAUUUUGUAAUGGAAACGCAGAGGCAGCAGUUCGAGAAUACAGAAAUCGCUUCCCUAGGAGAAGGGUACCUAAUGCACGAUUCUUUAUCAAUACUCACUCACGUUUCUGUCAGUUUGGGUUGCGUGGCAAAAAUGAACAAUACCGAAAUAAUGGCCCACUGAGAAGAAAUGAUAACAAUUACAUUCUUAGAUUUCUUGAUGUUAACCAACAAAUCAGUUCUAUAAAAGCAGCUCAACAGUUGUAGGUUAUUUAUAAACUGAUAUCAUGUCAUUCUUUUAGUAAUUUUGGUUUUCUCUUUUCGUUCAAUACUAUUCAGGUUUCAAAAUCG